Trichogramma pretiosum is the source of this 3885-nucleotide messenger RNA. RefSeq names its product nardilysin. The transcript has 13 exons. Gene Ontology annotation, biological process: proteolysis. Gene Ontology annotation, molecular function: metal ion binding; metalloendopeptidase activity. The coding region runs from base 266 to 3763 and encodes 1165 amino acids. The record is from RefSeq and is a predicted model, not a curated record. NCBI's taxonomy places the organism in Eukaryota, Metazoa, Arthropoda, Insecta, Hymenoptera, Trichogrammatidae.
CUGCAGACGUGUGGUGGUGGAGUUGCGUCUGGCAUUUAAAUUUUAAAAGCAGUCGUCCGCUAGUACACGAUUCUAUCCCCUUAUACUCGCGUCGCGUCGUCGACGUCGUCAUUGAGCUGUUAUUAGUACUCCGACUUCGCUAUCGCACGUGCGUGACUGUGUUCGAAAAAGAACGUUAUCUUUAUAAUCGCGGAUCGAAUCGUCAAAUGUUUCGGCCUGCUGACACGCGAGUCGCGCACGCUACAACACCGGACCACAGUGUAUAAUGUCAAAACGUUUGUUGCAAAAAUUCUUCAAGAGUAAUAAGAAGCUGAUCGACGUCGGCAAGCAGCAGCAGCAGCAGCAUUAUCAUCAGCAGCAGCAGCCGCCGCCGCCGCUGCCACCGACGCAGCAGCAGCAACAGCAGCCGCCGCGAAGUAACCAACCGUCUUUGCAGAAACGCAAAAUUUCUAACCUGCAAGGGACGUCAGAUUUCGGCGAGUGCAAAAGGAAUAAAAUGACCGAGCAGUCUGACGACAUGGGCGAGAAGAAAGCCGAGAGGAAGAUCGAGGUCGAGUACCUCGAGGCUCCGUUCAAGUCCGAGAGCGAUAAAAAGGAAUACAGAGUCAUUAAAUUGCCAAAUGGUUUGGUGGCCUUGCUGAUAUCAGAUCCCUCGGGUGCACAAGAAAGUCAGGGAAAAGAAGCUGCUACUUCGGAUGAAGAGACAGAAGAUGACGAAGAACACGAUGAAGAGGAUAAGACAGAUGAAGAAGGGGAUGAUGAAAGUGAAGGUUCGUGUUUCGAAGAAGAUGAAGAAAGUGGCGUUGAAAAGAAGGGCAAAAAGUCUUCAGAAGAAGGAGAAAAAAUGGCAGCGUGUGCUCUGUGUGUGGGUGUAGGAAGCUUCAGUGAUCCACCAGAAAUUCCAGGAUUAGCACACUUUUUGGAACAUAUGGUCUUUAUGGGUUCCAAGAAGUAUCCAGAGGAGAAUGAGAUGGAUCAGUUUUUAAAGAAAAGAGGAGGUUCAAAUAACGCUUGCACAGAUUGUGAGCAAACCACUUUUUACUUUGAAAUUCCAGAGAAACAUUUGUUCCCAGCCAUGGAUCGUUUCGCACAAUUUUUCAUUUCUCCCUUAAUGAACAGAGAUGCUAUUUCCAGGGAAAGGGAGUCUGUUGAAAGUGAAUUUAGAAUGGCAUUUACACACGAUUCUAACAGAAAGGAUCAGUUGUUCUGCACUUUCGCACAACCGGACCAUCCAGCAGCAAAGUUUGCUUGGGGAAAUUUAACAACUCUACGUGAUAAUGUUGAAGAAGACAAGCUUUAUUCUAGCUUACAUGCUUUUAGAGAAAGACAUUACAGUGCUCAUCGAAUGACACUAGCCGUUCAGUCACAAAAUUCAUUAGACACUUUGGAGGAGUAUGUCAAAGAAUAUUUUUGUGAUGUACCUACAAACAAUUUGCCUUCUGAAGAUUUUAGUGAAUUCAAUGGUAGAACUUCGUUUGAUACUGAUGCUUUUAGAAAAAUUUACAAAAUUCGACCAAUCAAAGAUGUUUGUCAAGUUGAGUUGACAUGGGUGAUGCCAUCACUGCACCACUUAUAUGAAAUUAAACCGCAUCAAUACUUGUCAUGGAUAAUUGGCCACGAAGGGAAAGGUUCAUUGAUUAGUUACCUUCGUAAAAAAAUGUGGUGCCUUGAUAUUUUUAGCGGUAACAGUGAGAGCGGUUUUGAGCACAGUUCACUAUAUGCACUUUUUAGUCUCAGUUUAUUACUCACUCGUGAAGGUCAAGAAAAUUUUGAUAAAGUCUUAGAAGCAGUCUUUUCGUACAUAAAUUUAUUACGACGAGAGGGACCAAAUAAGAGGUUGUUUGACGAAAUUCAACAGAUUCAGGGCAUUAACUUUAGGUUCACAGAUGAAACUGAACCAUGUGAUUAUGUAGAAAAUUUAUGUGAAAAUAUGCAGUUAUAUCCAUCGAUCCAUUACAUAGAAGGACCGAAUUUAACGUUCAAUUACGAUGCAGAUGUUAUUCAAGAGUGUCUCGAUGCUCUAAACCCAGCUGAUGUAAAUAUUCUCACAUUUGACAAGAAGUAUAAUGAAGAUGAAUUUGACAUGGUUGAACCUUAUUUUCAAACGCGGUAUCAAUGUGUAGAAAUAACUGAAAAGUGGAAACAAGAUAUGGCAGAAAUUGAACCUUACCCUGAAUUUCAUUUACCAAAUCCAAAUAUUUAUAUAACAGAUGAUUUUACGCUCAUUGAUUUACCCGAGGACGUAAAACCUUAUCCCGAAAAAAUUCAUAGAGAUGAAAAAGUUGAAAUUUGGUAUAGACCAGAUCCAAAAUUCCGACUUCCAGAGGCCUACGUUUAUACAUACUUGAUAACUCCUUUUGCCACGCACUCUCCGAAAUCUUCUGCCUUGAUAAGAAUGUUUUGUUUAAUAACUAAACAAUUACUCAUUGAAGAAGUUUACGAGGCUUCAGCAGCUGAAUUAAAUUACUCAAUAGAUAUAGGUGACAAAGGUUUAUGUAUAUGUGUAUAUGGUUUUAAUCAGAAAUUACCACUUUUAUUGAAAACAGUAUUAAAGCACAUAGCUAACUGCCACAAUGGUGUUACAGAAGCACUUUUUAAUAUUAUUAAGGAGGAAGUUAUAAAAGAUUACUAUAACACUUUCAUUAAACCAUCUCAACUUGGAAAGGAAGUGAGACUGUCAAUUCUAACUACUGGUGGGUCAACAUCGCUUGACUGUCAUCGAGCUGCUAGAGAAAUGACGUACGAGGAUUUCUUAGUAUUUGCGAAAGAUUUCACUGACCAUUUUUAUGUGAAAUCUUUGAUUCAAGGCAACAUGAAAAAAGAGCAGGCACUAAAAACUAUUUUCGAGGCUUUUGAACCUUUAAAUUAUCUUCCCAUUUUGCCAAACACUUUCCCACGCAUACAAGUGCAUGAAAUUCCAAAUGGAGAAAAAUGUUGCAGAGUUCAAAAUUUCAAUAAAAUGGAUGUGAAUUCAGUUGUCACAAACUACUAUCAAUCUGGAUUGUCAAAUCUAGAACUAUCAGUUCUCAUUGAAUUUUUAUUGUUAAAUAUGGAUGAACCAGUGUUCAAUCAAUUGAGAACGAUAGAGCAACUUGGUUAUCACGUUUUUUGUCAAUUCAAAGACACUUACAAUGUUUUGGGUUAUUCUGUCACAGUCUGCACCCAAGCCAAUAAUUUCAAAGUGGAUUACGUAGAUGAAAGGAUUGAAAAGUUUAUCCAAGAUAUGAUCAACAUGUUCAAAACCAUGAAAGAUGAAGAUUUUGAACUUUCAAAGGAAUCUCUCAUAAAAUUGAAGAUGAUCGACGAUAUCCAGUUGAAGGAAGAAGUCGACAGAAAUUGGGGUGAAAUUAGAUCGGGACAUUACAUGUUCGACAGACUCACCAGAGAAAUAGAGCUUAUAAAAAAAUUGACAGCGCCUCAAGUUUUAAAAUGGUUAAUCGAUCAUUCCGUUGGUGGGUGUAAUUUCAAAAAGUUAACGGUCCAAGUAGUCGGAAAUGUGGGUUUACCGCUUGUAGUCAAAAAAUCAGACGAAGAAACAGAUGAUGAAACCGACGAUAAAGCAGAAGAUAAAACCGACGAAAAAACGGAGACUGUCAAUAAUCCUCAGCCGUCCCUAACCGAAGAUUAUUCAUUGACGUACUUGACGGACGAAAGAGAAACUCUGACUCCGAGGCCCGAGGAAUACUACAUCACCGAUAUCAACCAAUACAAGGAACAGCUGCCCGUUUGGCGAACGACUCAUUUGUCGCGCGAUCGAGCGUAGAACCAAAAGAAAAAUUAUUGCGACACACCGCCGUUUGAUUCGGAAAUGACACUGAUUCACCUGUUUGUAUAUUUAUCAAAGAAACAAAAAUUAAAUCAACACAUCGAACUUGAUCAACUUCA